This is a messenger RNA of Manis pentadactyla (Chinese pangolin), 2127 nucleotides long. It is a transcript of the gene DLD, whose product is annotated as dihydrolipoamide dehydrogenase. NCBI's taxonomy places the organism in Eukaryota, Metazoa, Chordata, Mammalia, Pholidota, Manidae. Bases 100 to 1629 code for a protein of 509 amino acids. Gene Ontology annotation, molecular function: flavin adenine dinucleotide binding; dihydrolipoyl dehydrogenase (NADH) activity. Gene Ontology annotation, cellular component: mitochondrion; oxoglutarate dehydrogenase complex. The record is from RefSeq and is a predicted model, not a curated record. The transcript is spliced from 14 exons.
CUGCGUCUGUGCAUGCGCAGGGCGGGGAGACCUUGGGGAGGCGGCGGAGCAGUUUAACGGAGGUGAAAGCAUCGGCGGAAAAGAAAGUUCAGCUGCAAAAUGCAGAGCUGGAGUCGUGUGUACCGCUCCUUGGCCAAGAGAAGCCCAUUCAGUCAACUGUCUCAUGGCCUGCAGGGGGUUUCUGCAGUGCCUCUGAGAACUUAUGCAGAUCAACCAAUUGAUGCUGAUGUAACAGUGAUCGGUUCUGGUCCUGGAGGAUAUGUUGCUGCUAUUAAAGCUGCCCAGUUAGGCUUCAAGACAGUCUGCAUUGAGAAAAAUGGAACACUGGGUGGAACAUGCUUGAAUGUUGGCUGUAUUCCUUCCAAGGCUUUAUUAAAUAACUCUCAUUAUUACCAUAUGGCCCAUGGAAAAGAUUUUGCAUCUAGAGGAAUUGAAAUGUCUGAAGUUCGCUUGAAUUUAGAGAAGAUGAUGGAGCAGAAGACUACAGCAGUAAAAGCUUUAACAGGUGGAAUCGCCCAUUUAUUCAAACAGAAUAAGGUUGUUCAUGUGAACGGAUAUGGAAAGAUAACUGGCAAAAAUCAGGUCACUGCUACGAAAGCUGAUGGGAGCACUCAGGUUAUUGAUACAAAGAACACUCUGAUUGCUACAGGCUCAGAAGUUACUCCUUUUCCUGGAAUCACGAUUGAUGAAGAUACAAUAGUGUCAUCUACAGGUGCUUUAUCUUUAAAAAAAGUUCCAGAAAAUAUGGUUGUCAUUGGUGCAGGAGUAAUAGGUGUAGAAUUGGGUUCAGUGUGGCAAAGACUUGGUGCAGAUGUGACAGCAGUUGAGUUUUUGGGGCAUGUUGGUGGAGUUGGAAUUGAUAUGGAGAUAUCUAAAACCUUUCAGCGCAUCCUUCAAAAACAGGGAUUUAAAUUUAAAUUGAAUACAAAAGUUACUGGUGCUACCAAGAAGUCAGAUGGAAAAAUUGAUGUUUCGAUUGAAGCUGCUUCUGGUGGUAAAGCUGAAGUUAUCACUUGUGAUGUACUCUUGGUUUGCAUUGGUCGACGACCCUUUACUCAGAAUUUGGGACUAGAGGAGCUUGGAAUUGAACUAGAUCCUAAAGGUAGAAUUCCAGUCAAUACCAGAUUCCAAACUAAAAUUCCAAAUAUCUAUGCUAUUGGUGAUGUGGUUGCUGGUCCAAUGCUAGCUCACAAGGCAGAGGAUGAAGGCAUUAUCUGUGUUGAAGGAAUGGCUGGUGGCGCUGUGCACAUUGACUACAAUUGUGUACCAUCAGUGAUUUACACACACCCUGAAGUUGCUUGGGUUGGCAAAUCAGAAGAGCAGUUGAAAGAAGAGGGUAUUGAGUACAAAGUUGGGAAAUUCCCAUUUGCUGCUAACAGCAGAGCAAAGACAAAUGCUGACACAGAUGGCAUGGUGAAGAUUCUUGGGCAGAAAUCAACGGACCGAGUAUUGGGAGCACAUAUUCUAGGACCAGGUGCUGGUGAAAUGGUAAAUGAAGCUGCUCUUGCAUUGGAAUAUGGAGCAUCCUGUGAAGAUAUAGCUAGAGUCUGUCAUGCACAUCCGACCUUAUCAGAAGCUUUUAGAGAAGCAAACCUGGCUGCAUCAUUUGGCAAAUCAAUCAACUUUUAAAUUAGAAGAGUAUAUAUAUUUUUUCUGAUGUUUACUGGGAGCUUUUGUAGAGACACAUUUCCGAACAGGAAUUGCUCACAGCUCCUAGAAUCUCUAGGACUGAAUUAUGAAACUUUUGGGGAGGCUUUAAUAGGUUUGGACAGAAUGGAAUAAUAUCAUCUAUAUUUUAAAUAAAUAUAAUAUUUUGUUUCAGUGCAUUAAUAUUGCAGAAAAAAGCUACUUAAAGUAGCAUCUUAGAAAAUUUUCUUCAGCCUGUAUUUUCAUGCUGUUUAUAAAAGGUUCAACUUCACUGAUUUAUGUUAAGCAGCUUUUAUCUCUGAUACAGUUAAGUUGGAUUUACUUACACGGAUGGAGCUGUGGAGUAUGGUAUAGCUGUGUUUGAAGCAAGAUAAUCAGGUUAUUUUUAACUUGUUUUUCAUAUUGUAAACAGUCAGUCAUUAGAAUAAGAUUAAAAUAUGUAUAAACUGAACUGGUGUAAAUAAAAAAUGAUGUUCUCUU